Eurytemora carolleeae is the source of this 1670-nucleotide messenger RNA. RefSeq lists its product as uncharacterized. Lineage: Eukaryota; Metazoa; Arthropoda; Copepoda; Calanoida; Temoridae. Gene Ontology annotation, cellular component: nucleus; precatalytic spliceosome. The coding region runs from base 38 to 1666 and encodes 542 amino acids. Gene Ontology annotation, molecular function: double-stranded RNA binding; zinc ion binding; single-stranded RNA binding. The transcript is spliced from 12 exons. The record is from RefSeq and is a predicted model, not a curated record.
AGUAUUGUUACUUUUUCAGUUCUGAAAAUUGUUUAUAAUGUUGGUCCUACGGACUGGUGUGGCCGAGCUGCACUAUUUGGACGAGGAUGGAACGGUUGUAGGGGAUCCUGUUGACGUCUUCAUGGUUCAAGAUCAGAUCCCGACAGCGCCAGAAGAUGUCAAAAUAUUUUUCCAGAAAGACGCAAUUACAAAAAAGCAGGCUAGUUUCUACUGCCUGCUUUGCCAGACUUACAUCAAUAAUCUGUACGGUAUGAAAGAUCACUGUGCAGGAAGAAAACACAAAAACAAUCUGGGGAAACUCGAGCAGUCCGAUAAGCUAGAAUAUGAUGGGUUGGUUCCUUCUACUUCAAUAUCAAGACUAGAUACACCCUCCCCCUCAACCAUAGAGCCCUCAACCUCCUCCUUACCCAGCUCUAAACCUCUGGAGAUUAAUCCCUACCACCAGGCAUGGGCUGGAACUGCUGAGGAUUGUUUGACCCUUGUAUCUGGUCCUGGAGUAGCCGAGUUUCGAGUAGAGAAUAAAACUGUAGAUGCGUAUGAUUUCCAGCAAGUGCAUAAAGUUAUUCCAUUCGGAUUUUUCAGGAAAUCAAGUUCUGGUUUCAACAGCAGCUUCCACUGUAUCGUCUGUGAUAUAUCUCUUACUGAUCCUAUUCAGAUAAAGAUUCACUGUGCGGGACGGGAACACUUGAAGAAUGGUAUGGAUUAUUCCCGCAGGAAACUUGGUGUCGUUCCCGCUAAAGUUAAAGAUGUUCCAGCGUUCCAGUCACUGGUGUCCGUGAUGCAGUCUGCCAAGGAACCAUGCAUAGGACUAGAGCAUCUGGAAGAGUGGUGGGAAAGUAGUGGAAACGAGCCUCCUAUAUACACCUGUAAACUAUGUGAGGUUUGGGGUCCGUGUGCUGUGAUUUACGCGCACACGAUAAACGAGACGCAUCGCCGGAAGCAGCUGAUUUUCCGGUUUCCAGUCUUAGCAAAGAUGAUUUCCGCCAUGGAUAGAAUUGAGUUGUUAGAACGAGCAAAGGAGGAAGAGGAUAAACAUGGUGGAUGGGAGAACAGAAACUACAAGGAUAUAAAGAAUAGAACAGAUGAUAUUAAAUAUGCUGCUCUCAAGAGAAUGAUUUCUGGAAGUUGUAACCCUGUUGGGAACCCAUUCAGUGCUGAGGAAUUAGAGGACGAGGUUGCAGACCUAGCUCAGGCUAAACGAUCCUCCGAGCACAUCCAUUCAACCUCCGAGGUCGGCUUGGGCAAUCCUGGGCCUUGGGAGGACAGAGGUCCUCGAGGUCGGGGGUUUUCAGACCGAGGUAGAGGAGGUUUUGUGGACAGAGGCAGAGGUUUUGGAGACCGAGGUCGGUGGUUUGGAAAUAGAGGUCGAGGAUUAGGACGGGGAGAUUUUGGUCCAAGGGGAUGGAGAGGAGGUCAUCCUCGGGAAGUUCCACGUCAUCCUGAACCUGGAUUUAGUCGGGGAGGUCGAGGGUUUGUUCGUGGAGGAGCUGGACAUAUCUCUGGAACAGGUGAGGGUCCUCUGUAUGGUAGAAAGAUGAAUGGAGAGUUUGAGAAGUAUAACGAGGACACCAGGAUACCGUCCUUGCAGGACAGGGACAUGUUCGUUCAAGACAACUUCAGACACAGGGUAAAUAUUAUUUAUACAGAACUGUCAAAAAUAGUUUAAAAUU